This is a messenger RNA of Nothoprocta perdicaria, 2196 nucleotides long. RefSeq names its product rap1 GTPase-activating protein 1-like. Gene Ontology annotation, cellular component: cytoplasm. Gene Ontology annotation, biological process: activation of GTPase activity; regulation of small GTPase mediated signal transduction. The record is from RefSeq and is a predicted model, not a curated record. Gene Ontology annotation, molecular function: GTPase activator activity. NCBI's taxonomy places the organism in Eukaryota, Metazoa, Chordata, Aves, Tinamiformes, Tinamidae. The transcript is spliced from 19 exons. Bases 136 to 1689 code for a protein of 517 amino acids.
AAUCUUUCUGUGACUCUAAGAUGGAGGUCUGAUGACGAGGUCUGCUGCAUCAGUGAUGUUAUAGAUUCUCCAACCCAAGACAUUCCGUCUGCUCUCACUCCUGCUGUUCCCAACAAGACUGUGGACUUAUUUGAGAUGAUUGAAAAAAUGCAGGGGAGCCGACUGGAUGAACAAAGAUGCUUCCUACCAGCUCCUCUCAAGGUCAGGAUAGGUCAUUGUUGCUAUACAGAAGAGGAGUAUAUUCCUUAUCCCAGCAUUCAUGAGGUGUUACAGAAAGGGUGGCCUUAUCCUCUCAUUAUCUUACCCCAGUUUGGGGGCUACUGGAUUGAAGGGACCAGCCACAGCCUCUCCGGCUUGAAUCCAACUCUGUCUGACAUACCAUUUCCCUGGAGUGGUAAAGUGAAACUGGAGAGUGAUCCUACAGCCAAGUUGUACCGCAAGCAUUUCCUGGGGAAGGAGCACCAGAACUUUUACUCCAGUGACACAUCCUUGGGUUACCUGGUACUUUCAGUGAAAUAUGAACAGAUCGACAAACAAGAAAAUCUUCGCCUGUUAUUGAGGACUCGAACUGGCACCAGACAUGAUCUCAUCCCUAUUUCCUGUCUGAAUGAGUUUCCCAAUGCUGUCCAAAUGGCAAAGCUUCUGUGCGAGGAUGUGAAUGUUGAACGAUUCUUUCCUGUCCUCUAUCCUAAGGCUUCACAGCUUAUUGUGGCAUUUGAUGAACAUGUCAUAAGCAAUAAUUUUAAAUUUGGGGUCAUCUACCAGAAACCUGGGCAGACAACUGAAGAAGAAGUCUUCAGUAACACAGAAGAGAGUCUGGGCUUCCUGGAGUUCUUGGAUUUCCUGGGUGAAAGGAUUCAGCUGCAAGAUUUUCGUGGGUUCCGGGGAGGCUUGGAUGUCACUAGGGGUCAAACGGGCACUGAAUCGGUCUAUACAAAUUUCCGGGGCAAGGAGAUCAUGUUUCAUGUGUCUACAAAGCUGCCCUUCACUGAGGGAGAUUCCCAGCAGCUUCAGCGGAAGCGUCACAUUGGGAAUGACAUUGUAGCCAUCAUCUUCCAGGAUGAAAACACACCUUUUGUUCCUGAUAUGAUUGCUUCUAAUUUCUUACAUGCUUAUGUGGUAAUUCAACUCACUCACAGCACCAGUGGGGAGACUCUCUACAAGGUUUCAGUCACAGCCCGAGAUGAUGUCCCCUUCUUUGGGCCCUCUCUUCCAAAUCCAGCCAUAUUUAGAAAGAGUGCAGAGUUUCGGGAGUUUCUCCUGGCCAAGCUCAUCAAUGCUGAGUAUAGCUGCUACCGAUCAGAAAAAUUUGCUAAAUUAGAGGAGAGAACUCGGAGUGCCCUCUUGGAGAGCCUUUUUGAGGAGCUGCAGCUUCGUAGCCGCAGUAUGAUGGGCUUGUCUGUAGGGGAGGAUGAAAAGAUGGAGAACGGCAGUGGGGGUUUCUUUGAGAAUUUUAAGUCUUUUGCCAUGCCUGGUAGGAGCCCAUCACGUACUCGUGCCAGCCGCUUCCAUGGGCGACGGAGUAGUGCCAUUGGCAUUGAGAGCAUACAGGAGGAAAAGAGCAGAGACACUACAGAGAGGAUACAAAAGGUGCUGGACAGUCCAGGAAUGUUCUUUGACCUAAAAUCUGAUGGAUCAUCUAGUCCCAGCUCCCCAGAGUUCCCCAUCAGGAAGAACAAACACAUCUGAGUGGGGACACCAACCCAAUCAGGAGUGGACCGGAUACUGCUCAGUCUUUGGUUACCUCACUGAAGAUACUGGAAAGACUUUGGGGUUGAAAUGAGAGCCCUGGCUAAGAGGAGCAUGAACUUGCUUAGAGGACCUCAAGGACUGUGCAGAGACCAAGUGGCACGACGUAAUGCUCCACUGGCAGUUCCUGGAGCASGAAUUCUGGGAAAGGGAGAUGGACAGACAGCUCCUAUUGGAGCAUUUUGGCUCUAGGCCUUUCCCAUUGCCCAACCAGCAGUCACUAAACCAGCUUCUUCUAAUGAUUGGGAGAAGAAGGCCUCCUUGAGUGCUCCCCUUCUCUUCUUCUCCCCUCAGAUGAGCAACAAGAGAACAGCUUGACCUAUCUAAGGCAGGAGCAGAAAAAUUCCAGGCCCUCUCUGUCUCUAGUGCCUUUGGAUGACUUAGGUCAGGAAGUGCAGUGCAGAAAAUGAGGAUGGAGAAAUUUACUGAGGAAAGAUGCUGAGAAGG